AUGGCAGACAUCGGCACCUUGAACAGCACCUUGGGGGAUUCGCUCUUUACCUACGAGGAAAGGGUAGUGGUGGCUGUUCUCGUCCUGAUUAUAUUUGUCGUGGGGACCAUAGGCAAUUGCAUCGUCAUCCUCGCUGUCAUGCUGUCCAAGCAAUUACAGAACAACACCAACGUGUUCGUGGUGAGCCUGGCCGCUACCGAUCUCUGCUACUGCCUGCUAUUGCCGGUGAGCAACGUUGCAGCCCUCCUCUCGGUCGACGGAUGGCCGUUGCACUCAAAAGGCCUCUGCUUUCUCUUGGCCCUGAUGUCAUUCACCUGUGGGGGAGCCAGCCUGUACAACCUGGCCUGUAUCGCUCUCAACCGCCUGCUGCUCAUAAGGGGCCCCGCAGCAGCUUACCACUGGCUCUUCACGCCCAAGAAAAUCGUCAUCAUGGUGGUGUGCACGUGGGCCAUACCGUUAGUUGCCUUGCUCAUCCCACCUGCCUUUGGCGUCGGCGAGCUUGGAUAUGAUCCGGGCGACAAUACCUGCAGUGACAUCGAUUAUCACCCAAGGUCCUCCGACUACCAGCUGGUCCAGGCUUUCUGCAUCUACCCAAUCCCCUUGGCCACCAUCGUCAUCAGUUACUCGCUGAUCUUUGUACACGUCAAGCGCCACUUUGAGCGUAAGGAGGAGUCGUUUCGAUCAUCCCACGAAAUGUUAUCUGGUGCGCGUCCCGACGAGACCACGCGAGAGCUGGAGGUCCGCUUCAAAAAGCGCGUCAACAGGCAGCAGCUACAGAUCACCACGAAUCUCUUCAUGGUAUCCAGUGCCUUCGUGGUGUUCAGCGCCCCGUAUUCCUUCACCUUGCUGGUGCCACACUCCGGCAGGGUCUUGCUGUUUCUCUCGGUGCCGUUCACCUUCAACAGCUGCCUGAAUCCCAUCAUCUACACGGUGAAUCACCCGCGCUUCAACCGAGUGAUCCGCUGCAUCUUACGCUGCAGGUUCGGCGAGAUACCCAAACCAUCCCGUCUGCUCUUGGCUGCCCGUGCUAAGUGUGGAUCCGUGCAGUGUGAGUGA
Messenger RNA from Acanthaster planci (crown-of-thorns starfish), 1056 nucleotides. Its product is annotated as melatonin receptor type 1B-B-like. Gene Ontology annotation, molecular function: G protein-coupled receptor activity. Gene Ontology annotation, cellular component: membrane. NCBI's taxonomy places the organism in Eukaryota, Metazoa, Echinodermata, Asteroidea, Valvatida, Acanthasteridae. The record is from RefSeq and is a predicted model, not a curated record. Gene Ontology annotation, biological process: G protein-coupled receptor signaling pathway.